ACCCUCAAAAUAUUUCCCUCUCGCUCGCGACUCGAAACGCAGUAAUGUAAUGUCCAUUGUAAAAUAACGUCCUAUUGCAAUUUGUAGCAUGCAGUUCUCUACCUCAUUGUCUUCGUCCUACAGUUUACCAGAGACGGAGAAUAAGUAACGCGACUGCCGCGACAUAAAAUUUGUAGUACAAUAUAUAAUUUUGAGCCACUCUUACAUUUUGACGUCAUGUCCCGGAAAAAUGUACUGCCUCUUGUAUGUCCUACUCAACAUUAUUUCAACGUAAAUUGUCAUAUUUACGUUGAGAAAAUACUCUAAUACUCUGUUGACAAAAUACGGAAGACUAGGCAGUAUGGUCGUAAGACUAUAGCCAGUCCUCUGAGGACGAAUAAAAAAAAACUGAUGAAAGUUGACGUUUUAGAUCGAUCUUGAAAUCUAAUAUUUUAUUUCGUUUUCUAAACAAAAUAAAUACAAAAUGAUGGCGAACGAUACGCCUGAAAGUGAUUUUUCAAUAGAAUGUUUUCAAAACUAUACCGCGCCCGAGGUUUUUGUGCAGGGACUAGCGGGAAUGGUGGACCAGACCGACGUGGAAAUUAUUAUUAGAGCGCAGAAAAAUAUGCUUCAGCGUUUCGAAAAGACCACGGAAAUGUUAACAAACUGCAACCAACUAUCAGCAAGUCGUCUCAGAGCUGCUUCUGCCGAGUUUAAAAAACACACACAACUACUAUUGGAAAUGAAGAAAGAUCUGGAGUUCAUAUUCAAGAAAAUUAGAGCUAUAAAAACUAAACUGAGCUCACAAUAUCCAGAGGCGUACAAGGCAGCAGUGGCAGCCGCCAUAGCCAACCGCCCACCACCCCAAGAAGAAGACGAUGACUUUAAACCAGAUCAGAAGAUGGAGUCGAAAAUGGUAUCCACAGUAUCCACAGAAACAUUGAAACCAACUACAAGUUACAGCAAGAAAUCAAAGAAGAAAGAAUUGAAAGACGAUGAAAGUAAUAACAAUGAUUCACUUGCUAACAUGAGGAGUAAGCAAAAUGUUGGUAAGAAGUUAAAGAGUAGUAGUUCAUCUGAAACGGAUAGUGUUAGCUCUGGGGAUGAUAGUAGUACUGAUACUGGUUGAAGGCUGUAUGGCCAUGUUAUAUGAUGUUAUUUGCUGGAUGAAACAGAUAAAAAUUACAAUACAGUAGUGUUGAUUAUCCGAACAUCAAUAUACCAAACAGCUAGGGUCGGUCAGACAGACCCCAAUUAAGGGUAUUAAAUAUUAAUUAAAUAUGUUUAUUAUCUUAGUCUCUCUGUAUGUCAUGACUUACCAUUUUCAUAAACAACAUUAAUAUUAUAAAUGUAACUUUUUAUUUGUAUAUUGGCAUAUAAAAGUAUUAGAAUAAUCCAGUUUUCUGAACAUCCAUGUCCCCCAUUAAUUCAGAUGAUCAUAGCUCUACCCUACACAACUCUACUACUAGUUUGCUGAUCUGGUGGGAAAAUUGGUAAGGGUUAGUCACAACUGUCCGUGAACACCCACAGUCUGAGAAAUACUGGGCAUCCCAUGCUCUGUAUCAACUAAGUAGUUUACUACGAGACGGGAGCACAACUCUGACUGAUCAGCCCAUUUAUUAUGAAAUUAUCUAGACUAUGAUACCUUGAAUAAUAUAUAUUUGUGUAUUAUUCCACAAUGUAAAUAUUAUCAAACUAAUUUAUAUCUCUUUGAAUUAGCAAAUGAUAAAUUUGUGAUCCAAGUCAUGAUCUCUUAUGUAUUUAUGUAAGGAAAUAUAUGAAAAGCUAGAAUGUUGUCAAUUUUCUAGUUUAAUAUCAAUUGUGUGUUGUAAUCCUAUCAUAACCUGAUUGCUAAAGGGUAACUAAGUAAAAUAUUAGAGGAAUGUAUAGUGAAGGUAAUGUUUAGGUAAGACCAUCAAACUGCUAUAGUAGUAUAGUAAUAUUAAACGCUUGUGAAUAACUACAUGUGUGGGAUUCAUUAUUAUAAUAGUUUACAAUACAAAGGUAUAAUAUUUGGCUGUGUUCUUUAAUAUAUUAUGCUAUGUUAUUAUUGUUGUAUGUUCAGUACCAAUACAUUACGCGCCAUACUGACACACUUUAUUAGCCAUAUUUUGUAAUUCGGUUAUUGCACAUCCAGAGUGAAUGCCCAUUUUUUUUAGUUUAUUUCUACAUAGAACUAUUUUAUAUUAUUACUAUAUUUAGAAAAGAUGUUACAAAAAGGUGCAUUUCAAAAUGAGUAAAUUCACUGACAUUUUGGAAACAAUUAUAAUUAAAAUAUGGUUAUUAAAUGCUAAAAUUAAGUGAUGUGUGAUCUCUGUGCAGCAGAUGGCCUUUUAAGGUACCAAGUGCAAUGGCAUAUAAUACUUUGUAAUUUAGUUUUUGUUGAUAUUAUUACUGACUAUUGAUGUGCAAUCACCUCACCUCAUAAUUUAUAGCAUAAAAUAGUAUUAAUUAUAUUGUAAUUAUGUUUGAAAUAAUAAUUUAAUGCUACAAUUAAUAAUUCGGCCUAAAUUUCCACUGUUAUAUGAAAUUUCACAAAAUCUAAGGUUAAUCAAAAACAACAGACUGAUUCCUAAAAUAUUUGUUUUUGUCAAGCAAAAUGUAAUUUUAGGUAUUAAGUUCUUUAAAUUAUAUGAAAUGCUAAUAUAUAAUGUCUCAAAUAUCAUAGAAUAAUACAUUAUUAUUAAAUUCAAUGGUUUAUUUAAGCAACUAUUAAGUGUAUAAUAACAUUGAAUAAAUAUUUACCUCAAUA
Manduca sexta (tobacco hornworm) is the source of this 2731-nucleotide messenger RNA. Its product is annotated as kxDL motif-containing protein CG10681. Bases 464 to 1108 code for a protein of 214 amino acids. NCBI's taxonomy places the organism in Eukaryota, Metazoa, Arthropoda, Insecta, Lepidoptera, Sphingidae. The record is from RefSeq and is a predicted model, not a curated record. Gene Ontology annotation, biological process: lysosome localization. The transcript has 3 exons. Gene Ontology annotation, cellular component: BORC complex.